UUAAAAAUCAGAACUAUUGACAUUUCUAGUCUCCUUGUCGCUUCGGGCUGAAGCGCGGAGGGGGAUCUGCGGGCCGAGGGUCCCCCUCCCUGCCCUCGCCAGGGCCGCUGGGUGACACCGAAAUCCAGAGGCUCCCGCCCCUCGGGGGUUCCUCCUCCUGCUUCCCGAGGUGACUGGUUGGCGCGAAGCGAUUGGCGAUCCCGGGCGCGAUCCCGGCCGCGGCUCCCCGCGCCGCGCGGGGUGAAUGGCCGCGGGCGGAGGAUCGGGAGGCGCCGGGCGCAGACCAAUCGCGGCCGCCGGUGGGAGUAUUUGUUAUUCACAUGGAAGAGACUUGGCGCCGGCUCGGCCAGCUCAGCCCCCUCAGCCCGGAGAUCAGCCACAAGUGCGGCCGCUGUGCUCGCCUCACGCGGCGGCGGCGGCGGCGGCGGCGCUGACAUGGAGCUGCGGGCCCCCGGCGGGCUUCCUCACCGCGCCCUCUGCGGGGAGCAGGGAGUAAUUCUGCUACAAGGCUGAUUUCAAGGACAUGAAUUGUUGACCUCAUCCCAACAUCAGAACCUCAGAUGUUCUAAUUUUUGCACCAUUCCAGGCAAGUUGAUCUUAUAAGGAAAUAAAAUUGAACCUUAGGGGUCUGAUGGAAACUCACUGUGACAUUCAAAUCAAGAAAACUUGCUGAUGCCCACAGAGCCUUUUCCCCAUGGGCCCUGAUGGUAGCCUCCAGAAGGUGCAGCCUCAGGUGGUCCCCCUUCUUCUGUGGCAAGAAUAAACUUUGGGUCUUGGAUUGCAAUACCACCUGUGGAGAAAAUGGUAUGUGAGGGAAAGCGAUCAGCCUCUUGCCCUUGUUUCUUCCUCUUGACCGCCAAGUUCUACUGGAUCCUCACAAUGAUGCAAAGAACUCACAGCCAAGAGUAUGCCCAUUCCAUACGGGUGGAUGGGGACAUUAUUUUGGGGGGUCUCUUCCCUGUCCACGCAAAGGGAGAGAGAGGAGUGCCUUGUGGGGAGCUGAAGAAGGAAAAGGGGAUUCACAGACUGGAGGCCAUGCUUUAUGCAAUUGACCAGAUUAACAAGGACCCUGAUCUCCUUUCCAACAUCACUCUGGGUGUCCGCAUCCUCGACACAUGCUCUAGGGACACCUAUGCUUUGGAGCAGUCUCUAACGUUCGUGCAGGCAUUAAUAGAGAAAGAUGCUUCGGAUGUGAAGUGUGCUAAUGGAGAUCCACCCAUUUUCACCAAGCCUGACAAGAUUUCUGGCGUCAUAGGUGCUGCAGCAAGCUCCGUGUCCAUCAUGGUUGCUAACAUUUUAAGACUUUUUAAGAUACCUCAAAUCAGCUAUGCAUCCACAGCCCCAGAGCUAAGUGAUAACACCAGGUAUGACUUUUUCUCUCGAGUGGUCCCGCCUGACUCCUACCAAGCCCAAGCCAUGGUGGACAUCGUGACAGCACUGGGAUGGAAUUAUGUGUCGACACUGGCUUCUGAGGGGAACUAUGGUGAGAGCGGUGUGGAGGCCUUCACUCAGAUCUCGAGGGAGAUUGGUGGUGUUUGCAUUGCUCAGUCACAGAAAAUCCCACGUGAACCAAGACCUGGAGAAUUUGAAAAAAUUAUCAAACGCCUGCUAGAAACACCUAAUGCUCGAGCAGUGAUUAUGUUUGCCAAUGAGGAUGACAUCAGGAGGAUAUUGGAAGCAGCAAAAAAACUAAACCAAAGUGGGCAUUUUCUCUGGAUUGGCUCAGAUAGUUGGGGAUCCAAAAUAGCACCUGUCUAUCAGCAAGAGGAGAUUGCAGAAGGGGCUGUGACAAUUUUGCCCAAACGAACAUCAAUUGAUGGAUUUGAUCGAUACUUUAGAAGCCGAACUCUUGCCAACAAUCGAAGAAAUGUGUGGUUUGCAGAAUUUUGGGAGGAGAAUUUUGGCUGCAAGUUAGGAUCACAUGGGAAAAGGAACAGUCAUAUAAAGAAAUGCACAGGGCUGGAGCGAAUUGCUCGGGAUUCAUCUUAUGAACAGGAAGGAAAGGUCCAGUUUGUAAUUGAUGCAGUAUAUUCCAUGGCUUACGCCCUGCACAAUAUGCACAAAGAUCUCUGCCCUGGAUACAUUGGCCUUUGUCCACGAAUGAGUACCAUUGAUGGGAAAGAGCUACUUGGUUAUAUUCGGGCUGUAAAUUUUAAUGGCAGUGCUGGCACUCCUGUCACUUUUAAUGAAAACGGAGAUGCUCCUGGACGUUAUGAUAUCUUCCAGUAUCAAAUAACCAACAAAAGCACAGAGUACAAAGUCAUCGGCCACUGGACCAAUCAGCUUCAUCUAAAAGUGGAACACAUGCAGUGGGCUCAUAGAGAACAUACUCACCCGGCGUCUGUCUGCAGCCUGCCGUGUAAGCCGGGGGAGAGGAAGAAAACGGUGAAAGGGGUCCCUUGCUGCUGGCACUGUGAACGCUGUGAAGGUUACAACUACCAGGUGGAUGAGCUGUCCUGUGAACUUUGCCCUCUGGAUCAGAGACCCAACAUCAACCGCACAGGCUGCCAGCUUAUCCCCAUCAUCAAAUUGGAGUGGCAUUCUCCCUGGGCUGUGGUGCCUGUGUUUGUUGCAAUAUUGGGAAUCAUCGCCACCACCUUUGUGAUCGUGACCUUUGUCCGCUAUAAUGACACACCUAUCGUGAGGGCUUCAGGACGCGAACUUAGUUACGUGCUCCUAACAGGGAUUUUUCUCUGUUAUUCAAUCACCUUUUUAAUGAUUGCAGCACCAGAUACAAUCAUAUGCUCCUUCCGACGAAUCUUCCUAGGACUUGGCAUGUGUUUCAGCUAUGCAGCCCUUCUGACCAAAACAAACCGUAUCCAUCGAAUAUUUGAGCAGGGGAAGAAAUCUGUCACAGCGCCCAAGUUUAUUAGUCCAGCAUCUCAGCUGGUGAUCACCUUCAGCCUCAUCUCCGUCCAGCUCCUUGGAGUGUUUGUCUGGUUUGUUGUGGAUCCCCCCCACAUCAUCAUUGACUAUGGAGAGCAGCGGACACUAGAUCCAGAGAAGGCCAGGGGAGUGCUCAAGUGUGACAUUUCUGAUCUCUCACUCAUUUGUUCACUUGGAUACAGUAUCCUCUUGAUGGUCACUUGUACUGUUUAUGCCAUUAAAACGAGAGGUGUCCCAGAGACUUUCAACGAAGCCAAACCUAUUGGAUUUACCAUGUAUACCACCUGUAUCAUUUGGUUAGCUUUCAUCCCCAUCUUUUUUGGUACAGCCCAGUCAGCAGAAAAGAUGUACAUCCAGACAACAACACUUACUGUCUCCAUGAGUUUAAGUGCUUCAGUGUCUCUGGGCAUGCUCUAUAUGCCCAAGGUUUAUAUUAUAAUUUUUCAUCCAGAACAGAAUGUUCAAAAACGCAAAAGGAGCUUCAAGGCUGUGGUGACAGCUGCCACCAUGCAAAGCAAACUGAUCCAAAAAGGAAAUGACAGACCAAAUGGCGAGGUGAAAAGUGAACUCUGUGAGAGUCUUGAAACCAACACUUCCUCUACCAAGACAACAUAUAUCAGCUACAGCAAUCAUUCAAUCUGAAACAGGGAAAUGACACAAUCUGAAGAGAUGUGUAUAUUACCCUAAAAUGGGAAAUCAGCUUUUCAAGAGUGUCCCUGAAGAUGACAAACUAUGGAUAGUUUACUUAUUUCCAUGAGUGCCUUCUACUUGUCAUUGGCUAACAACCCUGGCCUUUCCUAACAAAGCCUUCUUCAAAUCCUGACCCCUGACAACUUCUAGGAAGGUGAAGCAAGAAUGAAAGAAGCCAUCUUAAUGAAAGAUGGGGAGAGGAAACAGGUAUGAUUAGUGGGGCUCUGCUUUUCCAUAAACAUCCUAGAAUUUAAUAACCUCUGUCUAUCCCUUACUUCUGUCUGGCAUCCUAAGCUCUGCAGAGCAGGGUAAUGGUGAGUUUGGGACCAUGGGACUCCCUUUCUGUAGGGAGCCCAUUUUCUGAGUAGAGUCUUAGCAGCGCUGGAGCUCAAUGUUCCCUUUGAAGAUCUUUACUAAACUCCUGGAAGAAGAAAUGAGGCAGCACAAGGCAAAAUUAUAAAGUAGAUGAAAUGUGGCUUAUUGGAUUUUCUGUUUUUUGGAUUUUUUUCCCUCACGAUGUUCUCCAAUUUCUUUUUACCUCUUUCCAAUCUCACCCAGGUGACCAAUAUCCUCAGUGUACAUUCUAGGUACUCAGUGAUCCCUUUCCCACGUUCUGUCUUCUGACUCACUAUUACUUUCCUCUGUUCCAAUAAUUCAACCUCAAUUACCUUUCUAUGUCAAACUUCCCUACAUUCCCAACACACACAGAUAUCAUAGAGGCAUAUCAAAGGCCCCAGGGGAAGCUAUCACAGCUGGCUUUUAAGUAAUAAACAAUAUAAUUAAAAUGGUUUAAUCAUUUAUUUUGUUCAGAAAGUACCAGGUACCUGCUAUGUAGCAGACAUCGUGUAGGUGCUGAGAACAUAACAGUAGAAAAAAAUAUUGGUGGCCAUCAUGGCAUUUAUAUUUCUGUAGAAGAGAUGAAUAGUAAACAAGAUAAAUACACAAAUGUAGGGUAUGUUAGCAAGUGAUAAAUGCUGAGAAGAAAAAUAAAUCAGGGAAAGUGAUGGAUAGGAAAAUAGUUUAAGAAGUAAAAGUGUGAAGUGGAGGGCAGGGUUGGAAUGUUAGGUAGGAUGGCUAAGAAAGAUGACAUUUGAGUACAGGUUUAAAAGAUGAGGAAUUAAUCUAGGCAGUGUCUUGGGAAAGAGAAUUUCAAGCUAAGAGCAUCAAGGAGACAGGCCCUGAAGCAGCAGCUUGUCUAGACAAAGCAAAGGUGAAGGAAGGUAGGGGUGCAGUAUAAGAUCUUGUAGAGUCCUGGUCAGCCAUUGAACGACCUUCACAUUUCACCCUUAGUGAUAGGAAAUCAUUACAGGAUUUUGAGCAGAGAAGUAACAUGAUAAGUAUUAAUUUUAAUUGAGUCUUAUCUGAGGUGAGAUUAGCCUUAAAGAAGCCAAUAUCAGGAACACAGUCUUCCAUUAGAAUACUUUUGGAUAAUCUAGGUUAGAAAUGAUCAUGACUAGGACUGGGCAAAGCAGUGGAGGUAAUGAGAAGUGGUCAGACUGGAAAUUUUGAACAAAGGUCUGCCAUCAGGAUCUGCUUUAGUUAUUAUGUUGUCUUCUGGUAUAUAAGCUCCCUGUCUUUCAAGUGCUUGCCUUUUUUUUUUCCAUUCAGUAUUUCAUCCAUUCAGUCAUUCACUUUUUCAUUCUUACUAUAAAAGCAAUGUGAAAAAUCAUGUAUUGAUCAUUAUGUGGGGAUACAAAGAGCUCACUAACUGGGAGUGAUGAUAAUAUCUAAUAAUAACAAUUAUAAUAAGGAGAAUAAUAAUUAUAAUAGUUAAGAUUAUCAGAUACUUAUAUAUCGGACACCUUGCUAAGCGCUGUGGAGUAGGUCUGGCAUUCACCUUAUGGGCUAGGUGCUAUUAUUACUCCUAUUUAUAGAUGAUGAACUGGAAGCAAAAAUUGAUUAGCUAACUUGCUGUAGGUCAUAGCAUACAUAGGUGCACAGCUGGGACUGAGCUGCAGUUUCAGACAAAAUGUGCCAAAUGAGAGUCAGAACAAAAUGCUAUGAGAGCCAGAAUAGAGAUACUCCCAUUCAACUGGGAAAAUUAGGUACAACCCUGUGAAAGAAGUUCCUGGAAUUCUUUGAUUUGGUUGUUGAUAUCAGGUUUCAUGAAUUACAACCUGUUUCUAGGACAGUUAUCAAAUCUUCUUGGCUUUGGGAAAUAGAUUUAGGUUGGGGAAUAUUGUUUGGGUAAAUCCAAGUUAGUGUCAACUUUUUAUUUGACAGUUUUCAUUUUUAUUGAUUUGUCCAUAAUGUGAAGUUUUUAGUUACCCAUGCACAUUGCAAGACCAGAUAUAGAAUGUAGGCCUUUUUCUUUUCAUAGUUCAUGAUUUGUUAUAUUAUAUUGAAAAUUUUUCAAGUAAUAUGAAAAAAAUGAGAAAAAAUGAUAAUACUACUUGAGGGACUUAUUUACAA
This is a messenger RNA of Cercocebus atys (sooty mangabey), 5988 nucleotides long. RefSeq names its product glutamate receptor, metabotropic 8 (gene GRM8). The transcript has 12 exons. Gene Ontology annotation, biological process: regulation of synaptic transmission, glutamatergic; G protein-coupled glutamate receptor signaling pathway. NCBI's taxonomy places the organism in Eukaryota, Metazoa, Chordata, Mammalia, Primates, Cercopithecidae. The record is from RefSeq and is a predicted model, not a curated record. Gene Ontology annotation, molecular function: group III metabotropic glutamate receptor activity. Bases 802 to 3528 code for a protein of 908 amino acids. Gene Ontology annotation, cellular component: membrane.